Molecule: messenger RNA, 4471 nt
Organism: Cyclopterus lumpus (lumpfish)
Lineage: Eukaryota; Metazoa; Chordata; Actinopteri; Perciformes; Cyclopteridae
Gene: adam12
Product: ADAM metallopeptidase domain 12
Exons: 23
Coding region: 1-2886 (961 amino acids)
Biological process (GO): proteolysis
Molecular function (GO): metalloendopeptidase activity
Source: RefSeq, a predicted model, not a curated record
AUGAGAACCUGGAGGCGGCGGAAGAACUUUGCGUUUUUGCUCCUCGCUCUCCGCGUCUGGUGUCUGUCCGCGGAGACGGGAAAUGCUGACAACGCGGUUUACAACACGCAGGAGGGAAGUAGCCCAGAUGAGGCUAAACAGCGAGGGGAAGCAACCAAAAGAGAACGCUAUGGGACCACAGUACCUCUGCUGCUGAAGGGCAAGGAACGCAGACCUUUCCUCCAGCUCACUGCCAGGAGUUAUCCUGCGUCACUCCAGCUGCUGGUACGUGCGGAAGGUGAACAGCUGAUCCUGUUGCUGGAGAGGAAUGAGGGUCUUUUUGCAAGCCAUUACACUGAGACACAUUACCGGGAGGAUGGAAGUGCAGUCACCGGUGCUCACAACUUCACGAAUAACUGCUACUACCACGGGGAAGUGCAGGCGCAUCCAGGCUCUGAUGUCACCCUCAGCACCUGCACCGGCCUUCGAGGCUUCAUUGCGCUUGAAAACAAGACAUUUAUCAUUGAGCCGGUAUCUGGACAUGACAACGGUGCCCACUUCAUCUACCGAGUGGAAGAACUCACACUGACCCCGGGAGCCUGCGGCCACGGCUUCAACAUGUCCUCUGUUGCCCCUGAAAACCACAUCAAAAGCCCCUUUCAAUCAUUCCACACAAGGCAUAAAAGGCAUGCUGAGAAGACAACCAAGUAUGUUGAGCUGAUCAUUGUUGCAGACAACAGAGAGUUUCAGAAACAGGGCAGGGACGUGGAGAAGGUGAAACAGAGAUUGGCAGAGAUAGCCAAUUACGUGGACAAGUUCUACAGGGCCCUGAACAUCCGGGUGGCUCUGGUGGGUCUGGAGGUGUGGAGUGACUCUGAUAAAUGUCCCAUCACCCAGGAUCCCUUCUCCACCCUGCACGAGUUCCUAGAUUGGAGGAAAGUCAAACUGCUGCCCCAGAAACCUCACGACAAUGCUCAAUUAAUAAGCGGGGUUUACUUCCAGGGCACGACCAUUGGCAUGGCGCCCAUAAUGAGCAUGUGCACAGCUGAGCAGUCUGGAGGCAUCGUCAUGGAUCACUCUGAGAACCCACUGGGGGCAGCGGUGACUUUGGCCCACGAGCUUGGACACAAUUUUGGGAUGAACCACGACACCCCGGAGCGCGGCUGUGGCUGCAGGAUGACCGUUGACCGAGGAGGCUGCAUCAUGACCCCGUCCACAGGGUAUCCCUUCCCAACGGUGUUCAGUACAUGCAGUAAGAAGGACCUUGCUGCCAGUCUGGAGAAAGGCGUGGGCAUGUGUCUGGACAACAUGCCUGAGGUCAAGGUGCUCUAUGGUGGCCAGAAGUGCGGCAACGGCUAUGUGGAGGAGGGGGAAGAGUGUGACUGCGGGGAGCCAGAGGAAUGUAUGAACCCAUGCUGCAAUGCCACCACAUGCACCCUCAAGGGAGACGCCGUGUGCGCACACGGACAGUGCUGUGAUGACUGCAGGCUGAAACCGGCGGGCACCUUGUGUCGAGAGUCCAGUAACUCCUGUGACCUGCCAGAGUUUUGUACCGGUGCCAACCCGUACUGCCCGGCCAACGUGUAUCUGCACGAUGGGCAUGCCUGCCACAGCAUUGAAGGCUACUGCUACAACGGCAUCUGCCAGACUCAUGAGCAGCAAUGCAUCACCCUCUGGGGACCAGGAGCCAAGCCUGCCCCCGGGAUAUGCUUCGAGAGAGUCAACUCUGCAGGGGAUCCUUACGGGAAUUGUGGGAAGGACUCCAAAGGCUCCUUUGCCAAAUGUGAUGCGAGGGAUGCAAAGUGUGGUAAAAUUCAGUGCCAGGGAGGAGCCAACCGGCCAGUGAUCGGAACAAAUGCUGUUUCCAUUGAAACCAACAUCCCGCUACAAGAAGGAGGGCGUAUUCUGUGUCGGGGAACACAUGUUUAUCUGGGCGAUGACAUGCCUGAUCCUGGACUAGUUCUGGCUGGUACAAAAUGUGGAGAUGGCAUGGUGUGCCUGAAUCGCCGGUGCCAGAAUGUCAGCGUCUUUGGUGUGCAUGAGUGCUCUGGGAAGUGCAAUGGACGUGGGGUGUGCAACAACAAGAAGAACUGCCACUGUGAAGCACACAGGGCCCCACCCUUCUGUGAGGCAACGGGCUUCGGUGGGAGCAUGGACAGCGGGCCAACCAGACUGGCAGCCGACAGUGUGGUCAUUACUGUGGCAAUCCUGGUCACCCUGGUCAGCCUUCUGGUAACCAUCAUCGUCAUCUUUCUGAGGAGGAAGACUCUGCUGCGCCUCCUGUUCACCAAUAAGAAGAGCAACUUGGAGAAAUUCAGAUCUGUGGAGGCCAACAGGCCGACCAGCCCCAUCAGGACUCAGUCCAUGUACAGGCCCACCCCGCAGCGCAAGGCCCCACCCAAACCCUCUGCAGACAACAUUUAUAAGCCAACUUUCCUGAGUGCGGAGCCUCUUCUCCCCCCACACAACUUCCACUCCCACAGCCUCCGCAGACUGCCCUUCUACCAGCCCUUACACAUCAGCCAGCCCAUGCCGGUGUCUCUGAGUGUCGGCCAGCCCACUCUGCCUCCUCUCCCGGCCCACCACAGGGUCCUGCCGGCCCACGGGUCUUUCUCACCGCCUCGAGUGCCCCCCUUUCUCAGUCUGCCGCGGCAGCAGUCAUCGUACAGAGUGAACCAGGACUUUGAGAAACCCAGUCCACCACAGAAACCCCUACCCGCAGACCCCCUGGGGAGGAGCUCUCGGCUGGGUCACAGCGUCACAGCGGUGGGGGUCCACAUCCGAGGAACCGGGCCUCUACCCAUACCUAUCCCCACUGUUCCCAAGCCUCCACCCACCAUCCCUUUACCCAGCAGACCUGUGCCAAUGUUGCCCUACAGACCGCCAAAGACUCACAAGGACUGCUGAGCUCUCGACAUCAUGGACGAGUAGAUAUCACGGCCACAGACGGAGACUUUCUUUAUUUGCACUAAUCACUGAGACUCUGGAAGACCUUUUGGACAAUGUGGAAGUAUCACAGAGUUUCUAGUGAAAGGGGGCUGACAUCACACCUCGGUGCUACGCCUCUAAAAGGUGCUUUGUUGUCCUCACUCAGGUACCAAUGAACUAUUUAUCUAUUUAAUUAUUUAACUGCAUUAUCACCGGUUUGUGCACAGGACACUCAUCAAGAGUGAGUUUUUCCACACGGAAAAGUUUCGAAAAAAAGAGGAAACACGGAGCAAUUAGGAGUAUUUCUUUUGCAUUCUUCGCUGAUUGUUAAACUUUUCCUCAAACGAAAUGCUGAAAUAUAUAAGAUGUUUUUAUAACCAGUUAAGUUGCUUGGAUAUUUUUGUUUUGGGGGCUAAAGUGAAGAUAAAGGGAAAUGGAGCACAACUCGGCACAUUGUCAGUGCAGCUUGUGUGGCGAUAAGAGUUAUUUAUUCAGUUUUUUCAUAUUUUUGUGGAAACAAAAGUCGAUUGUCAUCAAAUCUGUUUUUAAAUCGGAAUACAGCGGACUCCAAUUAAACCCUCACACUCCUUUUUGAUCGGGCAUGUGUUGGACGCUGCGCCUCCCGGUUCUGGCAGACGCUGCAGAGUUUCAACAGAUUUCACAGACUGAUUGUGUUCCAGAGAAUUACACCAACACCAAAUAAGUCAACGUCAACUCUGGUGUUUGUAUGUUUAACAUUUACGCCCACGUUGUCCUCGAGUGUUCCAGCCAAGCAGGAUGACUUCACCGCUGCGAGCUUUCCAAGCUUUUCCUCAACCGCGUCCAACAACUUGAACCGGGAGUCCGUCUCCUCUUUGUUUUGUUUUUGUCUUCACAACAUUCCAUUUUGAUUUUGUAUGGGAUUGAUAUUCUUGAACUCUUGAGAUGAUUUAUGCAUUCACAGCGUCGUUCAUCAGAUUCAGAGCUUGGCAUUGCUCCUCGAGUCAGGCCAUUCCCUUCAUGUUAGUUGUUGUUGAUUUGCUGUACAAGGAGGGAGUCAACAGGUAAAAACAUUACAGCGCAUUUCUAUAUAUAUUUUUUUUUUACAUAUAUUUGAAAUGUGUGCUUAUCUUCUCACCACUGCAGAAUGACAUGUCAUAAAGCACCGCUUAGCUGCGUUGCUGUUGUGUACAGAAUUAAUGCUCCUCUUGUUUUGGAAGUGUUCGGAGUAACUGCUGUUUGUUAGUGCCGUGUCGACUAGUCGUUAAAUGUUUCUGCCAUUUGUAAAAAAUCUUAAAUGUGCCGUGUUUUAUUUACAUCACUGUAACCUGUUUAAACCAUUGUAAAGAGUGAAUAUUGUAUGUUAUCAUUUUCUUUUCUUUUCUUUACAAGCACAGAAAUAUAAGGACUGCUUUGAGGUUGUGCCCCAUUUACACGGGUAAUGAAAACAUGACUUUGAAGAUUUCAACCAUAACUUGUAAGCCAGAGACGAAUGUUUUGGGUUAACAUUUGAACUGAGAGAUUUUAUUGAUGAAGUCAGAGCAAAAUAAAAAAAUCCCUUUAUGGCUGUUUGUAACAAGUUGUU